This is a messenger RNA of Lottia gigantea (owl limpet), 2454 nucleotides long. RefSeq lists its product as hypothetical. The transcript has 14 exons. Lineage: Eukaryota; Metazoa; Mollusca; Gastropoda; Lottiidae. The record is from RefSeq and is a predicted model, not a curated record. Bases 139 to 2454 code for a protein of 771 amino acids.
GAUUAUUUUCGGUCGAACAAUAAUCAGAAAUAAUUCGACUUCAUAUCAAAAUAAAACUGUUCAGAUGGAAUUAAUUCAUAAGGGAUUUGAGGAAAAAUUAUUGUAAACAUUAUUCAGUUGAGAACUAACUCUGUCAAGAUGAAGUUUGUUCUAAGUUUGAUAUUUUUGGGGUUGAGUUGUUGUCAACUAACCUAUGGUGAUAUCUAUUUUCAUAACCCAAGGGGAAGUAAUAACCGAUUAGAUGAGAGUUCUAGAGCACGACAGAAUGCUAACAGAUUAUUUAACUCUCAGAAUAAUGCUAGAGGUGGAUAUAAUGUUGGUAAUGUAUUUUAUUAUGGUGGCUCACAGCUGCAGUUUGAAUGGACCAAUCAACAUUCAUGUGGUAACCAGAAUGCUAACUGUGAAAUAGUUAUACAGUAUAUGUGUGGAGAAAAUGUCCGAGAUGGUGUGACCAGACAGACAAUCCCAGAGAAUCUUGCCCAGUGUAAAGAUAUGAAUUGUAAUACUGAUACAGAGUUUGGAAUGCACGAGAGUUAUGAGAACUGGUUAAAAUGUAGUUUACGUCAGAGGAAUAACGGUUUAUUUAUAGCUGAUCAGAAUUUAGGAGGUGGAAGAAAACGAGCUAGACAUACUAGACAGAAUGCUAAUGGACAGAGACGGGGGUAUGAAUGUUCUGAAGAAAGAGAUUAUUAUCCAUACUGGCAUCCAUCACCAUGGAGGGAUAUUGUAGUAAUGACCAAUGAUAUUAACAGAUGUCCCUAUUAUAAGACUGAGAGUGAGAAUGUGAAAGGUAGAUGGUAUUGUGAUAUUCCACUACAGGUUUUAGAACUCAACAGAAGAAAGGGGUUGAUCAUACCCAAUAACAAGGCUGAUUGUGAUGCUUUUAGAUGGCCAAGAAACGACCCCGAAGGUACAAGAGGUGUCUGGACUCAAGCUCCUUCUCACGGUUUAGAAGAACCGGUUUGCCAGGAAACCGAGUUCACCCGUGACAACCACAACGGUAAUGGUUUACAUGGUACACCCAACACUUUCAACUGGACCAUUCCCAAUAUAGAGGAAGAUAAAUGUGUCUUCAGAAUCAGGUACAACAUUUCAACCAAUGACUAUGCUCCAUGGGACACUGAUGCCGAGCAAAAUGCCAAUCCCAGAAAUCGUGGUGCCGGAACCAACGUCAAUAUUUUCGAGAGGUAUGGAUUCGAGAACGCAGACGCUGCAGGAGACAGAGGAUAUAUUUUCAAGAAUGAUCCAACAGUCAAAGUUUUUCCAGAUUUGGACGUUGAUCUAGCCAUCGCCUUGGAUACAGCCCAGUUUGGACGAACCUUCCAAGAUAGGACCUUCGUGUUUGCCAUCCAGAACAGACCAAGUGACGUACCAGCUGAUGCCAAGAUACAUAACCUCAAUGUUCGUGGUAAACGUGGUAACAUCGUAGAGACCUACCCAGCCGUGGAAUACGACUUCGUACCAACUGAUCUACAUGUUUCUGAAGAAGAUUAUGUCCAUAUUCAAUGGACAGGUUCAAACACUAACAACAAUGGUAAUGAUGGUCAAGGUCGUGCUGGAUCAGAUAGAAACAAUAUAGUGUUGAUGAAUAACCAAGUGUAUCCAGAGGGCACUGGUGUAUAUAAUGGACCUGGUCAAGAGUUUGGACAUUAUGGUGUCAACUACCCAAUCCACGCCAGUGAAGCACCUCUUGGUAUUGACGUUCUGCGAAGAUUGGCCUUCCUCGAACCAGGACAAUUUGGCGGUGAGAUGUCAGAAUUAGAUGAUGCUGGAACUUAUUUCAAUCUGGGGGCUAUCAAGGCACCAGACGCCGGCACCUACCAUUAUAUGUGUACCAGAAACAACGCUUUCACUAACCGCGACCAGAAGGGGCGUCUUCACGUACAUCCCUACACCAUGGAAACCAGAAGUAUUGGUCAGAUGGGAGGAACUUUACAAGCAAAGAAGUCCAAGUUAAGUGUAGAUGAAAAAGUGUUCAAUAUUUUAAGAACAUUAAGUUUAGAGGAAUGGCCAGUAGAAGCAGGGUCCAAGAAACUGGAAUCCAAAAAUAAGAAGAUUACUGUUGGAGAUGACUAUGCCAGUGAUUUCCUCCGAGUUUAUCCAGAAAAAAAAAUAGCGGACUCUACAAAAACAUUUACCAUUGAAAUGGAGGUGGACAGUUCACAAAAUGAUGUUCAAAUUUACAGAUCCCAUUCUGAUAAUUUUGCUACAUGGACGAAAGUUCCGGCAAAAAUUGAAGAUGGUAAAGCUGUUUUCCAGGCUCAAGAAGGCGGAGUUUAUGUUGCCAGGAGUAACAGAAAUGUGGCGUUAAUCGUUGGACUUACGAUAUUUUUCAUAGUUUUGGCCAUAAUUAUAAUUGGUGGGUUUAUAUAUUUCAGGCGGCAUCCAAAAAAAUUUCAAGAAGUGAUAAGUAACAUGCGCAAAACUGAGCGUUCAUUGCACAAAAAAGUUUAA